GACAGAGCGCUCUAAGUCCCGCUUUUAGCUGACGAAGAAGAAAACCGGCGCUGAUUUUGAACUGAAGGAAUCUGAAAACAUUCAGGCGUGGCUCUUUUCGCUYCUGUGCGAACAUUUUUUAUAAUCUCUGCUCAUUCCGUCGGACACUGUUACGUUCCAUGUCCGGCUGGCUAUCACAGAAGCUUUAUCGCAUAGAGCUGCAGUGAGACAAAAAUGGAGUUAUCUGUGAUGAACCUGUAUAACCAGUUCCAGAGCCUCAGAGCUCAGGUGGACGGUCUGAAUGAAAGCAUUGAACCAGAGUUCCUCAAGAUGGCAGUGAACUUUGAGGAAUGCCGUAAGAAGUGGCUGAUGUCAGGUGAAGAACUGGUCUCCUGUAAAGAAAUGCUGACAAAAGCAGAAACAGAAAAGGGAGCGCUGGAGGUUAAACUAAAACACGCUCGAAAUCAGGUGGACGUAGAGAUCAGACGGCGGCAGAAGGCAGAGGCGGUCUAUGAGAAGCUGGAGCGACAGCUGCAGCUGAUCCGGGAGCUGCUGAUUUCAGAGAAUAAUGGUAGCAGUGUCAUUUUAAAUGAGGAACAGAGGUCAGCCCUGGCCUUCCUCAGUGCCCACUCCCAGGCAACACAAACUGCUAAAGCCAACCGCCGCUCCAGUCGAAGAUUAACCAGAAUUGAUGAAUCUGGAUCAGCAUCUCUGCUGUCAGAUAUCAGCUAUGAUCAAACAGACGACUCCUUGCAGUGGGAUUCCUCUGUGAUGAAGAAUGUGAGACUCCGCAGACGACAGAAACGACGAUCUUCAAGAAAAGUGUCAGAUGUUCCUCCGCAGGCAGUGAAGAAGCCCCGCUCCAGUGGGCGAACAGCAGACAGGAUUAAUGAGUCGAUCGUGGCUACAACCACCAUUACUCUCCCUGCGAGUGGUGGUGGUGUUGUUGAGGCUGUUUCCACCAUUGAAACUGUGCCUUACUGGACCCGCAGCAGAAAAAGAAGUGUGUUGGGGGACACGACCACUACUGACCAGUUUGACACGGUUAGUGAGGCUCCCAGCACACAAGUCUCAGAUGCUCCAGCCCAGCUUCAAACUUACCAAGCGAAAGGAGGAAAGAAGCACCACUUCAUCCCUAAAACAGUUAUCAAGUCUGAGUUCUGUGCAACAUGUCGAAGGAGAACAAAAUUUGGCAAGCUGUAUCUCCGCUGCCAGGACUGCAGGACUGUGACUCACCCUGAAUGUCGUGACCAGUGCCCCCUCCCCUGUAAUCCCACAGCUCUCAGCUCUCUCCCCAGGYGCACAGAGGUCACCUUGGCUGACUUUGCUCCGGCCACCUCCCCAAUGAUCCCAGCUCUGGUUAUCUACUGCAUUAAAGAGAUCGAACGCAGAGGCCUUCAUGAGGUUGGUCUGUACAGAGUCUCUGGCCAGGAGCGUACGGUUAAGGAGCUUAAGGAGAAGCUCAUUCGAGGAAAGACACUGCCUGCCCUUAACAAAGUGGAAGACAUCAAUGUGAUCACAGGUGUCCUCAAAGACUUCCUCAGAAACCUCCCAGAGCCGCUACUCACCUUCCACCUCAAUAAAACCUUCAUGGAAGCAGCUGAAAUCCAAGAUGAUGGCAACUGUAUUGCCAUGUUAUAUCAGGCUGUCAGUGAACUUCCUCAACCCAACCGAGACACACUGGCCUGCCUGAUAAUCCACCUGCAGAAAGUGUCUCAAAGUACAGAUACUAAGAUGGAUAUACACAACUUGGCCAGGGUGUUCGGUCCUACCCUGGUGGGCCAUGCUGUUCCUGAUCCAGACCCCAUGACCAUCCUGAAUGACACCAGCAGACAACCAAGGGUUGUGGAGCGUUUGCUCAGUAUCUCAAAAACCUACUGGAGUCGGUUUGCUUAUCCAGAUAAUGCAGGGAUGGAAACUGAUCUUCACACCYACACUCCAAACAGCAAAGUGAGCAUACUGGGGCCUAUGACGACUCCAGAGCAACAGAUGAUGGCCAGAACCCCUUCCUCCAGCUCGUUGUCUCAGAGGAUGAAGCAGACCUUGUCCAGUACCACAAUAUUUGGGAGCAAAAGCAAAGCAACGUCCGCCUCUCACCGGCAAGGCAAAUUCUUUGCUUCUCCACAGCUGAAGUAAAGGCAAAGGAAGAAAUAAUGGUUUGAUAUUUCUGAACGUUACAACAAUAACUGGAGACAUCUUUGUAUAAUCAUGUGGGAAAUAUUCCUGUGCAAUUGUGACAUGUGACACAUUUGACAGCAUUUUUCUCAUUGCAGUGUUUUAAAACUUUCUUUAUUUUUUCCAUUUAAAAUGACCAGAAUUAGAUUUUUGUUUGCCUUUUACGUUAUAUGUUUAAUAUUUUAUUACUGAUCAAAUAUUUUACUUCUGUAUAAUUCAACAAGUUCAAAAUUGAAUGACAAAGCAACCAUUUUGAACAAAUGAAGCAAUGACCUUUUUGAGAUUUUAGUUGAUGUUUAUCGAUGAAUGUGCAAUUUUAAUCACAUAAAACUCCAACAAAAAUACCUAAUGACCAAAAGAAAACUAGAUUUUUUUAUUGGCCAGUGCAUCUUUGCUUUUUGUCUUUGGUUGCUUUGACAUUUAGCAUUUGUUUAAUUAUAUAUUUAUAUGCUAUAUAAUCAUGCCAGUUGUUUAAUAUUUGCUCACUCUUUCACUUUUUAAUACUCUGAUAACACUGACAAUGUUCGCAGCGUUUUGCACUCUACUUAAAACUAUAUUUCAGUUCUUUGGUAACCACUAGAGGGUGCUGUUACACUAGUUUUCACAUGCAGGCCUUAACAUAUGAAGAAGCCUUACUGUAUUUUUUAUUAAGCACAUAAACUGAAAAAGUCACUAACGCUAACAAAGAGUUGAUCUGUCGACCAAAGACUGUAUUUUAUUAGAUCUGAUGGGAUUUACGUGAGAUAAAAAUAAAACUUGGAUUAAAUUUAGUUUAAUAUAAAAACUGGUCUAAAUGGCAUAUUUUGUUUAAAUAGGCAUCUUAAACAAACACUAUCAAUAUGCAAAAAAGUUGCACAUCAUAAAUAAAGCAAUCGAGUGCUGCUCUCGUUGGCUCUGUUGCAGAUCUGGGUUAAAUUGUACCUGUUCAUGUGUUUGCAGGUGUUUAGGUUAAGUGAUGUACUGUAUUGUUAUGACUCCAAACAACUCUAGCUAAUCUUGAAAUUGUAAAACUUCUUUAUUAUGGCAUUGUUUUAUGAAUAUUUUGUGCAUUUCUGUACAAAAUAUUAUUACUAAACUUCUAAAACCAGUAUAUUAAUGGCAUUGUUUUAUAAAUCAACCUUUCUUAUUUUCUAAGUAAAUAAUACAUAACUAUAUAUACUGCCAAGAAAGCUCUUGAGAUCUGAAAUUUAUUAUUUUUUUCUUGGCUUAAAGUGCCAGUUAUGAUCUUUAGAAGUGGGGUUUAUAGAAAAUGUUAUGAACAAGUAAUGUAUUACCCUUUUGUAGAUGGCUCUUUGAAUGACCUCAAUUUAAAGCAAUAGUUUCAUUCUGACCUUGAUUACAAAGAGAUCCAAACAGGACCAAGUCCAAAGCAGAUCGCUGGCAUCUAAGAAAACCUAAAAUCUAAAUUUCACAGAGGUUCAUGCAGACAAUAAUGAAUCAUGUAUAUGUUAAUAUUUCUGCCAGAAUACUAAGUCAAUGCUGCUGCCACUGACAAAUAACUGUAUAUACAUUUAGUAAAAAACCUGGAGUGUUAAACAGAGAUAAAGGUUUAUAAACAUCAUUAGCGAGAACUGCUAUGAAAGUUUGGAGAUGGGAGUUGUUUUCAGCAACCCACUUUGUUUCUUGGUCCUGCUUGAACUAUUUACCACAUCAAGAUGGUCUAAAUUAAACURGUUUUCUCCAAACCCAGAAUGAUGUACAACAUGUAAUCCAAAUGUGUCAAAUCCUGGUCGUCAAUGGCCACUAUUGUGAGUUUUAGGGGUUUCUCUGCUCCAACACACCUGAUUUGAAUAAACGAGUGAAUAACAUGCAAAACUCGAAGAGGUAUUCAGUCAUUGAAUCGGGUGUGUUGGAGCAGGGAAACAGAUUAUCAGGAGAGCAGCCCUCCAGGAUCAGGGUUGGACACCCCUACUCAUCCUUCAUAACUUUCACACAAAACCCCGCUUCAUAAGAUUUGAACUAUUGCUUUAAUAAGCUGCCACAAGGGUUCACUGCUGAGCUAAAAAAUAAAACCUUUAAAUCUUG
Molecule: messenger RNA, 4179 nt
Organism: Austrofundulus limnaeus
Lineage: Eukaryota; Metazoa; Chordata; Actinopteri; Cyprinodontiformes; Rivulidae
Product: rac GTPase-activating protein 1
Exons: 17
Coding region: 214-2115 (633 amino acids)
Biological process (GO): Rho protein signal transduction; mitotic spindle midzone assembly; mitotic cytokinesis
Cellular component (GO): spindle midzone; nucleus; cleavage furrow
Molecular function (GO): GTPase activator activity
Source: RefSeq, a predicted model, not a curated record